AUGCGCCUCCUCCGCGACAAGCUCGAGUGGCUCCACACCUUCAUCCGCGACGCCGACCGCCGUCGCCGCCUCCGCGAUGACGAGUUCGUCGCCAUCUGGGUGCGCCAGACCCGCGAUGUCGCCUUUGAGGCCGAGGACGCGCUCGAUGACUUCCUCCACCACGCCGAGCGGAGGCGGAGGAAGGCCACGCUGGGUUCCGGGUGCAACGUCGUGCAGGGACGAUCUAGAGGACACAGUUGGGCUGGACAAGUACAGCGACAUGCCAGGAUCCUGUGGUCCAAGGAGUUGGCCCCGCCGGCGAACGAGAAGCAGCACAGGGGCGGCAGUAGCAACAGCUGGCCCCGGAUCAUGUCGCGGGCCUUGGUGCGCCUGCGGGUGGACGAGGGGUUUGUGCGCCCGCGCCGUGGGAGGACCAUGGAGGAGGUCGGGCAGGGGUACCUCAAGGAGCUCAUCUCCCGCUGCAUGGUGCAGUUGGUGGACAAGGACGACUUCGGCGCCGUGAAGACGGUGGUGGUGCACGACCGCCUGCACGCCUUCAGCAGGAUGAGGCGCAGGAGGCCAGCUUCAUCAAGAGCCACGACAGCACUGACGUGCUCGCGCCGGGCACCGGGCACCGCCUCACCGUCCUCAACACCACCACGGACAGGAAGGUCUACAAUUUGGACAAACAGGUGA
Messenger RNA from Miscanthus lutarioriparius, 675 nucleotides. The record is from the annotation of a GenBank genome assembly. Lineage: Eukaryota; Viridiplantae; Streptophyta; Magnoliopsida; Poales; Poaceae.